This is a messenger RNA of Acanthosepion pharaonis, 657 nucleotides long. The record is from the annotation of a GenBank genome assembly. NCBI's taxonomy places the organism in Eukaryota, Metazoa, Mollusca, Cephalopoda, Sepiida, Sepiidae.
AUGUACCAAUUCUGUACCUAUCUAUCUGCCAACACAUCUUUACCUUUACCAAUUCUGAACCUUACUAUCUACGAACUCAUAACUAUAUCUAACAAUUCUUUACCUAUCUAUCUAUCUACUACCACUUCUUUACAUCUACCAAUUCUGUAUCUGUCUGUCAGCACAUCCCUACAUCUAUCAAUAUUGUACCUAUCUACUAACACAUAUCUACAUCUACCAAUUUUGUAUCUAUCUGCUAGAUCUAUCAAUUCUGUACCUACCUAUCUACUAAUUCACACUACAUCAACCGAUUCAGUACAUAUCAAUCUACCAACAGUUCACAUCUACCAAUUCCUUACCUAUCUACCAACACGUCUCAACACAUCCGUAUAUCUAACAAUUCUGUACCUAUCUACCUACCAAUAUACCUUUACAAUAACCAAUUAUGUACCUAUCGAUCUACUGACACAUUACUACAUCUACCAACUCCGGACCUAUUAUCUGCCAGCACAUCUCUACAUCUACCAAUUCCCUAUCUAUCUAUCUAUCUAUCUAUCUAUCUAUCUAUCUAUCUAUCUAUACAACUUUACAUCUGCCAGUUUUCUACCUCUCUGUCAACAGAUCUCUAGAUGUAGCAAUGCUGUAUCUAUCUAUCUGCCAACACACCUCACCAUCUAA